AUGUCCGCAAAUAUUUUUAAUAAAAAAAAUUUUUUAAUUUUUAAUUUUAGAAUUAAAUAUAAUGAAUGUAGUGGAGACAGAAGAAUUUGGACUGUAGAAAAUUGGGCUCAAGACGUAACACAAAAAUUACAAAAACAACAAGAAGAAAAAAACAAAAUAAUGGCUGUUUGUGUUUCUGCUAGUGCACAAGCUUUUCUUAGAUCGGUUUGGUAUAAACCUGAGCUUAUUAAUGGAAUAGAAGGUCUUUUAUUAAUUUCCCCUGGUGUUGGAAUGCAAGUUGAUAAUUAUAUUAGAAGAGUAUUUCCUUUGGAGGAACAGAAAUUACUAAAGAGUGGUUAUGCUGUUGAACAUCCAACAACAAAUGAUGAAUUUUCUGGGCAAAUAAGGGUUGAUUUGAAAAGUUUGGAGGAUUAUGCUCAAAUCGUUCCAUUAUCAAAUAGUUUGGCCUUAUUGGAUAAAAUUAAAUCUGAUGAUAAGGCUAUUUUACAAGCAGCUUGUGGACAUUUAAUUAAUGAUGACUCAAUAAUUAUACGGGCAUUGGAUUCUUUACUAGAAGCAAUUCAGAAUAAAAACGAAAAAUAUUUAAUUGCUACACAAAAGGGAUGA
This is a messenger RNA of Meloidogyne enterolobii, 606 nucleotides long. Lineage: Eukaryota; Metazoa; Nematoda; Chromadorea; Rhabditida; Meloidogynidae. The record is from the annotation of a GenBank genome assembly.